UCUGCUUUGUAUGUCCACGGCACUUUUAUACAAGCCCACUCUGUUUUCUCUUUUCCAGCCCUCUGUGAACUGUCCCUUGCCUCAUUGGUUCUCGCUUCAGAUCACGUGUAUGCUCUCGACGAAUCUUGGUUGCAAGCGAUGUCGAUCGUCACUCCACUUUGAACGUUGGGCGCGGAGAAAUUUCAAGAUGAUCAGUUUCUAAUAUCGCGCGCCUAAACUCCAGCCCAAUCUCUUGUCAAUGAAGGCAAAACCCGUGGAUUGCGAAACUGGUCAUUAAGAAAACCUGGCCUGGCACCAGGACAUCGAGUUUCAACCGACCCGCGUCGUGUUCUGGCAAGGCCGAUCGUGUUUCCUAGAGCUUUCAGGCUUCGGAUGAACUGUUCAAUUGUUCUUCGCCAUGGUACAGCAAGUCGCUGUAGCAUUGUAUGAUCGGGGUGACUUCUCUCGCGGGGACAAGCGGCGAGUCUUUGGCUAUGCGGCAUAUCACUGGGGUAUCAUCAUCAUGCCCGAUGGUCACGAGGAACGAGACUACCACGCCUUCUCUGCUACCGAUGUAUCCGAGAUCAAUCCAGUUACUUUUCGUAUGCACAACCCUACCAUGACUUGGUGGCUCCGAGCGGAGGAAAAUGUCAAGCCAGAUGAAAACGUCAAACCGCUUGGGUGUAUCGUUAUCGGAGAAGUGCCAGAGGAUGUCACGUUUGCCCAACUAGAUGACUUAUUUCAUUCUAUAUCUUUACCGGUAAAGAAUACGCAUCCGCAGCAAAGCUGUGUGACUUGGAUCAUGUAUGCCGUACAAGCCCUUCAGGAGCAAGGUUGGGUAAUGCAGUUUGAUCUUGACGAGUUCAAGGACCGGGUCGUCUCUUAUGCCGACGAAAGGAUGGAAGGAUCAAGCUCACAGGUCAUAUUCUAUCAAUCCUAGCAGUGUUUCUAUUUCUUUUUAUGCUGCCAGUAUACCCUCUCACUCCAGACUUCACCAGCUGGCUCUCACCCCACCCAGUAAGGGAUCUUUGGAAAGAUACAAGCCUCUUCUCCUACCCUUGAAGGCCGGUUUUGCUGUUGAACUUUGAUCGAGGGCUGUCACGCUGCAGAGCCGUCUCCAUGUCUCAAUCCAUACCCACUGCUUUCAAAUUGAGCAUUCAAUCAGCACCCUUGUAUGCCUCGGGGGUUUCUAUAGAGGCUGAUUCUGGCUUGAGAUGAGUUCAAUUUCUGACGAUUGGGCAAGGAAUAGUAUGUGAUCUACACUAGUGGGAUAUGAGACUGGCUGCUAUACAGCGGAGAAUAUCGAAGUCAUGAUGCAUGAAUCCCAGUUCAAAGUUAGCCCAGUAUUGACAAAGCAUUACCUAAUGUACACUUUCCUUGGCUUGUAGCAA
Fusarium odoratissimum NRRL 54006 is the source of this 1370-nucleotide messenger RNA. RefSeq lists its product as uncharacterized. The transcript is spliced from 2 exons. The record is from RefSeq and is a predicted model, not a curated record. NCBI's taxonomy places the organism in Eukaryota, Fungi, Ascomycota, Sordariomycetes, Hypocreales, Nectriaceae. The coding region runs from base 398 to 919 and encodes 173 amino acids.